Molecule: messenger RNA, 801 nt
Organism: Oncorhynchus masou masou (cherry salmon)
Lineage: Eukaryota; Metazoa; Chordata; Actinopteri; Salmoniformes; Salmonidae
Product: cilia- and flagella-associated protein 47-like
Exons: 5
Coding region: 1-801 (266 amino acids)
Biological process (GO): cilium assembly; sperm axoneme assembly
Cellular component (GO): cilium
Source: RefSeq, a predicted model, not a curated record
AUGAGCCCUGUGGAGAAGAAGAGGCGCAGCCUCACACACACUCUGGACAGCAGCACCGUCCGGGCCGGGGUGGCGGCCGCCGCACUCACCACCCCACAGUCUGACCGUCUCUCUCCUCUCCUCCAGUCCCUGCUGGUCCCUGGUCCAGUCCAGUCCCAGGUGGUAGAGUACCGUGUGGAGGUUUCUCUACCGGAACACUUCCUCUUGCCUCAUACCAUCAAUCUGCCAGUGGCCAGGGACGCACGGGUCACACAGGACAACCUCACAGACUCUGAGGUGGUGAUGGUACCACUGAGGUUCCAUGCCCACGUGGCCGGUCGGUUCCGGUGCCAGCUGGUUCUGCAGUCGUGGCGUGACAUCAGAGUCUACCUGCUGGAAGCUGUGGUUACCGCAGAGGGAGGACACGCCCAGCUAGAGUUCACCACGCCCGCUCACCUGUCUGUCACUCAGGACAUCCCUCUGAUCAAUGAGAGCAGACAGGACUGGCGUCUGCGAGGCUUGGUUAGUGGCUGUGGUUUCUACGGCCCUCCUGUGGUGUACAUACGGGCCGGGGAGAAGACCUGUUACCCCCUUACCUUUAGACCCACCACACAGAGCAUCGUCACGGGCAGGCUGUCCUUGCUGAAUGACACAGAUGGGACGGAGCACAGCUUCACCCUGAGAGGGGUGGGGGAGCGGUCCCUACCCCUGGACCACGUGGUGAUACACUGCUCUGUCAGACAGGUCACACACAGCACCCUGCAGGUCCCCAACUACAGCCAGCACCCCCUCACCUGUCAGGUAGAUACACUAUUACUAUAG